AUGCAGAAGCUCACCAUCUCCAAGGAGGCUGAUCAGAUCAAGGAGGCUUCGGCCGCCCUUGCUUCCUUCAUCAACGGUCGCAUCGAGGACCUUGAUACCCCCACCAAGACCGUCGAGGCUCUCAAGAAGCAGCUCGCCAACAAGAAGGAUGCCACCGUCCGCGAGAAGGCCCUCCUUGCCAUCCAGGCUAUUGCCCAGCACUCCGAGGUCUCUUCUGCCGUUGAGCCCUACCUCGUUGCUCUUCUCCCCAGCGUCCUGGCUGGCGCUGGUGACAAGAUCACCGCUGUGAAGAAUGCCGCUUUCGCUGCUGCUCUGGCCAUCGCCGAGGCCAUUAACCCUAACGCUGUCAAGGCCGUUCUCCCCGCCUUGAUCGACUCCCUCCGCAAUGCCCAGAAGUGGCCCGAGAAGAUGCUUGUCCUCGACUUCAUCGAUGUCCUCAUCAAGACUGCCCCCGCCCAGACUGGUCUCCGUGUCCCCGACUUGAUCCCCGUCAUUUCCGAGGCCAUGUGGGACACCAAGAAGGAGGUCAAGGACCGUGCCUACAAGACCAUGGAGCAGCUCUGCCAGCUUAUUGUCAACCGCGAUAUCGAGCGCUUCAUUCCCGAGCUCAUCAAGUGUAUCGCCAAGCCCGAGAACGUCCCCGAGACUGUUCACUUGCUCGGUGCCACCACCUUCGUCACUGAGGUCCAGGAGCCCACUCUUGCCCUCAUGGUUCCCCUUCUUGAUCGUGGUCUUGCCGAGCGCGACACCGCCAUCAAGCGCAAGUCGGCCGUCAUUGUCGACAACAUGUGCAAGCUCGUCGACGACCCCAACAUUGUCGCUCCUUUCUUGCCCAAGAUGAUGCCCGGUCUCCAGAAGAACUACGAGAACUUGGCUGAUCCCGAGGCUCGUGAGAAGACCAAGCAGGCUCUUGACACCAUCAUCCGCGUCGGUAACGUCGUUGACGGCAAGAUCCCCGAGGUCCGCAACCACGGUGAUAUCAAGACCAUCCUUAGCCACUUCAAGGAGGUCCUCCCCGCCAAGCACGCUUCUGCUCUUGAGAAGUUCGCCCCCGUCCUCGAGUACGCCGCCGCUGUUGCUGGCCAGCUCGUCGACGAGAAGGAGACCGAGUCCGCCGUCUGGGCUGAGGCUGUCAAGCCCUACGUCGCUGUUGUCGUUGGUGAUGACGAGGCUCAGUCCAUCACUGACGCUCUCCGUAAGCGCGCCAACCCCGACCUCGCCGAGGGCGAUGACGGUGAGGAGGACGACGAGGAGGGUGAGGAUCUGUGCAACUGCACCUUCUCGCUCGCCUACGGUGCCAAGAUCCUUCUCAACCAGACCCAUCUCCGCCUCAAGCGCGGCCAGCGCUACGGUCUGUGCGGUCCCAACGGUUCCGGAAAGUCCACCCUCAUGCGCGCCAUCAACAACGAACAGGUCGAGGGCUUCCCCAAGCAGUCCGAGGUCAAGACCGUGUUCGUCGAGCACGACUUGGACUCUGCCGAUACCGAGAUGACCACCAUCGACUGGACCAUGAAGAAGCUUGCCGAGGCCGGCGUCGACGUCAGCCAGGCUGAGGUCGAGAAGCGUCUCGGCGAGUUCGGCUUCUCCGAGGACAUGAUCAAGAACGAGAUCACUGCCCUCUCCGGUGGUUGGAAGAUGAAGCUGGCCUUGUGCCGUGCCGUCUUCGAGGCUCCCGAUAUUCUCCUGCUCGACGAGCCCACUAACCAUCUCGAUGUGAAGAACGUGAAGUGGCUCGAGGACUACCUCAUCAACUCCCCUUGCACCUCCAUCAUCGUCUCUCACGACAGUGGUUUCCUCGACAACGUGUGCCAGCACAUCGUCCACUACGAGCGCUUCAAGCUUAAGCGCUACAGAGGCAACCUCGCUGAGUUUGUCAAGAAGCACCCCGCUGCCAAGUCCUACUACGAGCUCGGUGCCUCCGACAUGGAGUUCUCCUUCCCCGAGCCCGGUUUCCUCGAGGGCGUCAAGACCAAGGCCAAGGCCAUUCUCCGUGCCACCAAGAUGUCCUUCCAGUACCCUGGCACCGCCAAGCCCCAGAUUUCCGACAUCUCCUUCCAGUGCUCGCUCGGUUCCCGUAUUGCCGUCAUUGGUCCCAACGGUGCCGGCAAGUCCACCCUCAUCAACGUGCUCACUGGUGAGCUCAUCCCCACCGCCGGUGAGAUCUACCAGCACGAGAACAUCCGUAUCGCCUACAUCAAGCAGCACGCUUUCGCCCACAUCGAUAACCAUCUCGACAGCACUCCCUCCGAGUACAUCCAGUGGCGUUUCCAGACUGGUGAGGAUCGUGAGACCAUGGAUCGUGCCAACAAGAUCAUCACCGAGGCUGAUGAGGAGGCCAUGAACAAGGUCUUCAAGGUCGAGGGCACCAUGCGCCGUGUCAUUGGCAUCAACUCCCGCAGAAAGUUCAAGAACUCGUACGAGUACGAGUGCUCUUUCGCUCUCGGCGAGAACAUUGGCAUGAAGAACGAGCGCUGGGUUCCCAUGAUGACUGCCGACAACGCUUGGUUGCCCCGCUCCGAGCUCCUCGCCUCCCAUCAGAAGAUGGUUGCCGAUGUCGAUAUGAAGGAGGCCCUUGCCUCCGGUCAGUUCCGUCCCCUCGUGCGCAAGGAGAUCGAGGCUCACUGCGCCAACUUCGGUCUCGAUGCCGAGCUUGUCUCUCACUCCCGCAUGCGCGGUCUCUCCGGUGGUCAGCGUGUCAAGGUCGUCCUUGCCGCCUGCUCGUGGCAGCGUCCCCAUCUCAUCGUUCUUGAUGAGCCUACCAACUACCUCGAUCGUGACUCUCUCGGUGCCUUGUCCAAGGCCCUCAAGAAGUUCGAGGGUGGUGUCAUCAUCAUUACCCACUCUGCCGAGUUCACCAAGGAUAUCACUGAGGAGGUGUGGGCUGUCAUGGACGGCAAGAUGACUCCUUCCGGCCACAACUGGGUGCAGGGCCAGGGCUCUGGUCCCCGCCUCAAGGGGGAUGACGGCGAGGAGGAGGAGAAGUUCGAUGCCAUGGGCAACAAGAUUGUUAGCACCAAGAAGAAGGCCAAGCUUACCAGCUCCGAGGCCCGCAAGAAGAAGAAGGAGCGCAUGGCUCGCCGCAAGCGUGGUGAGGAGGUCUUCAGCGACGAGGACGAGUAA
Molecule: messenger RNA, 3120 nt
Organism: Podospora anserina S mat+
Lineage: Eukaryota; Fungi; Ascomycota; Sordariomycetes; Sordariales; Podosporaceae
Exons: 3
Coding region: 1-3120 (1039 amino acids)
Molecular function (GO): ATP binding; translation elongation factor activity; ATP hydrolysis activity
Source: RefSeq, a predicted model, not a curated record